AGAACCUGACCCUUAAUGGGCCUUUGGCAUUCCCCUGAAUACAAAUCAGAUAUGGGAUGUGCCUUUUAACUGGAAACUAAGGGAUUCUCUUUCGAAACCCUUAUUUGGUGCACAUGCCUGGCUCUUUCAAAGGAAUUUCAACUCAGCAAAGAAGUUGGAGUUGAUUUCAACCUCCGGGGAAAGCUGCUGGUUGUUGGUGGUCUACGGAAGUCUCAGCACAGACAGGAUCACGGAGAGUUCUUGCUGAGACUCACUCAAAGAAAACCCAAGGGAAGUCUGGAGAACCCAUUUCAAGAUGAAGUUGCAGUAGCAAAGGAGAAGUGCUUUCAACACAAGCCAUUGCUGCCUACGGAUCAAAAGGUGCUGGAGGAUUCUUCUUCCCGGGAUUACUGCAGCUACAGCCAUGAGAAUCUUUCUCCUUAAGGGGCAGCUGCUCCUCCUGCUGCUCCUUUCUGGCCUGCAGAGAUCCACAAAGAGUUCUGAGGUUGCAAUUAAAAUCAACUUUGACUUGGCACCAGAUUCCUUUGAUGAUCAAUACCAAGGCUGUAGCAAACAGGUCAUGGAGGAGUUAAGUCAAGGAGAUUAUUUCAUGAAAGAGCUGCAAGCCUAUAAGAACUACUCCAGGGUAUGGCACAAAGCCCACUUAACCUGGUUGAACCUAGCAAAAGCUCUCCCCGAGAACAUGACUAUUACACAUGCUGUGGCCAUCUUGGUUUAUACAUUGAACAGCAAUGUUCGCUCUGACUUUAUGAGGGCCAUGACCAGUGUUGCCAGGACUCCACAGCAGUAUGAACAUUCAUUCCAUUUCAAAUAUCUACACUACUACCUGACCUCAGCAAUCCAGCUGCUGAGGAAAGAGAUGCUCAUGAAGAACAACAGUCUGUGUUAUGAGGUGCAUCAUGGCACCAAGGAUGUCUACUUUGAGGCCUACAUAGGGGCCAUCGUUCGAUUUGGCCAAUUCCUCUACACCUCCCUCUUAAGAGAAGAAGCACAGAAGUUUGGGAACCAAACACUAUUUACCAUACUGACCUGCCUGGGUGCACCUGUACAAGACUUCUCCCUCAAGAAAGAAGUCCUAAUACCUCCCUAUGAGUUGUUUGAGGUCACAAAAAUGAGCUACUAUCCAGGAGGAUACUGGGUGCAAUUGCGGUCAGCUGGGAAUCUGAGCACAUAUAACUGCCAGCUGCUAAAAGAUUCCAGCAAGAAGUACACCCCUACUCCUAUAGUGGUGUGCCAUUUAGGUGGGGACAUCGGGAACUAUUUUACCUCCAAAGAAUGUAAUCUUGGAUACAUGAAGAAGGGUGAGGACUAGCUUCAUAACUUUGAAUUCUCCAAGUGCAUGCCUCUUAGCCCCUUUGAGAAGACUUGGAUGAGAAGUAACCCAGUUCACCAACUCUAUAGAACUCCCCAAAGAGCGCCUGUGUCAUGACUAAAGACUGGCAUCUAUGUACAAUUAUUCUUUAAAUCAGAAUUUUGAAACAAGGCUAAGUGCACCUCUGUCACCUAGCAUUGUUGGUCUGUGACUCAUUACAUAGAAUCUUUCACCAAUUUGUGGUUACUUAGUGAACAAUCUUCGAGGCACAGCUCCAGUACCAAGCUUUGCAGCAAACCUUGGUGUAGCAGUAGUAAAAUGCCAUGUUAGGAAAAGCCACCAAACAUCUGACAUAUUUGUUCCUGUGCUAUAUAAAUGCAUUUAUUGAGUCAUACUAUGUACCAAGUACUCUGAGGAUUAAAAGUUGAAUAUAUGAGGCCGUAUCUCUGUUUUUUUUUUUCUUUUUUUUUUUUUUUUUUUGACAGGC
Messenger RNA from Lepus europaeus (European hare), 1799 nucleotides. RefSeq names its product ADP-ribosyltransferase 4 (inactive) (Dombrock blood group) (gene ART4). Lineage: Eukaryota; Metazoa; Chordata; Mammalia; Lagomorpha; Leporidae. The record is from RefSeq and is a predicted model, not a curated record. Gene Ontology annotation, molecular function: NAD+-protein-arginine ADP-ribosyltransferase activity; NAD+ poly-ADP-ribosyltransferase activity. Bases 404 to 1312 code for a protein of 302 amino acids. The transcript has 4 exons.